This is a messenger RNA of Uranotaenia lowii, 3856 nucleotides long. RefSeq names its product protein cueball (gene cue). The transcript has 4 exons. The record is from RefSeq and is a predicted model, not a curated record. The coding region runs from base 446 to 2452 and encodes 668 amino acids. NCBI's taxonomy places the organism in Eukaryota, Metazoa, Arthropoda, Insecta, Diptera, Culicidae.
AAUACUCUCCGUUUAGUCGAUAUCCGAGUCCCGUCUUUGCUAGACCGAUUUUUGACGUAUGGUGUGUGUCUGUCGUUCGCGGUCGUCGUGGGUGUUGUGUGAAGUGUAAUUUUUCAUUGGCUAAAUUGUGUCUCCUUUGACCGAUGAUAGCCCGAUUCCUAUUGGGCAAUCCGUUGUCUUAAUUGGCCGACCAGACAGUGUCCAUCAUUCGCGCGGUCUGCAUGCAGGCUUCUCGGACCGACCCUCAUUUUGGCAAUCAUUGAAUAUUCAUCAAUUGCCAAUUGCCCUGCCGUUCGGUUGUUUUAAAGUGAUCCAGUUUGACCGGGCAUUGAAUCGGAACACCCAGGAGCACGUGCAAAUUCUUAGUGAUUAUAGUGUGUGCAAAUUUACUACCGUAUUAUACGGAUAUACUGCCGUGGAUUGUCGUCCCCAACACAUUCCGGAGAUGUCAGCAAAAGUGAGCCUUCUGGUCGCGGGUUUAACCAGUCUGUUGCUAGCUGGUUAUGUCACAGGUCUCGAAUGGGAGGCAAUCAUCACCACCAGCAGCGGAAUUCUGUUCUUCGAUCAAAACUGGAAGCAGAUCUCGUCCGGUGGGCACCAGUUCCAGCAGAUAUCGGCGUUCGCCUACGACGAGGUCAAACAGCUGCUGUACUUCAGUGAUCUCAAAGACCCUGCCUUCCGGAUAUUCGCCCUGGACACCAAUCCCCAGGAGGAGUAUCACAAAGUUGUAAAGCUACUGCCAAAAGCGGACCAAACUGCCUACAUCAGUGGAUUGGCUUUCGAUCAUCUGGAGCGGAAGCUGUACUGGACCGAGAAGGGAACACAUGCCGUCUACUCGGUGAGGGUCGAUGAGUUGGACCGAAGCUCCAACGAGUCGCUGAAGCUUAUCCAGAAGGUGGCCGAAGUCGACGAAGAGGAUGAUCUGGCGGCACUGACGAUUGAUGAAUGCCGAAGGCACCUCUACUGGACAAACAGCUUCCUGAAAACGUCCAACAUCGUGCAGGCUGCCAUGAAUGGAACGGUUCUGACAUCGCAUUCAGAGGAAGUCUUCCAGCCGAAAGGAAUCACAAUCGAUCACUAUAACGAUCGCAUCUACUGGGUGGAGAAAAAAUUUGGCCGAGCUUUCACAAUUCAAAGUGCCACUUUGAACAUCAACGAUACCAAGCUGUUCCACAGUGGCCUGGAUAAGGUACCAACGUUUAUAUCCGGUAACAGUCGAUUCCUGUAUUGGGUCGACCAAGAGGAAGGUGAAAUUCAUGAAACAUCCAAGGAAAAUGCUACCAACAGUCAAGUUGUUUACAAGGGAAACCGACCUUCGGCAAUCGUGAUUAGGUCAAACUUUCUGAUUGAGUAUCAAAAGAAUAACCCCAGUUGCAAAAAAGUUAUAGCCAAAAUCGUUGAAAAUGUUCGCCUGGAAUCGGAAGGCAAGAAACCACAAACGGAACAAACGCCAGUGAUCAAACCGGAAAUGAUUACCUGUUUGAACAAAGGAAUUCUGAAUCACAACACAAACAGCUGCAUUUGUCUUCCCGAAUACCACGGCACCUUCUGCGAGAUUCCGAUCUGCAACAACUUCUGCGCCCAGGGGGAAUGCGUUGUAGGUAUCGAUAAUCGGCCUUACUGUAAAUGUAACGCCCAGUUCGAGGGGGAACGAUGCGAUCGUAAAAAGUGUGAUGGUUACUGUUUCAACAAAGGAACCUGCCAGGUUUCAACCGAAGGAGUUCAGUCCUGUUCCUGUCCGAAGAACUUCAGUGGACCGCGAUGUGAAACGGCCAUUUGUUCGUCGGACUAUUGCUACAAUGGGGAGUGUCAAGUGGAGGAGGGUGUACCGAAGUGCAAGUGUAACGUUGGCUAUCGGGGGGAACGGUGUGAAGAGUAUACCUGUAACAACUAUUGCCUAAACGAUGGCAACUGUGUGUUUAACAACCAAACCAUGUUGGUAGAGUGCCGGUGCGGUGCCGAGUAUGCUGGCAAACGGUGUGAGAUUCCGAAGCGGUUUUGUUCUCUGGACAAUGGCAAUCCAGAUCUGAAGCAGUAUUGCGAUGGGAUCCCGGUACCAAACGAACUCGUUGAACCUCAGGUCAGUUACUGUAAGAACUCGUUCAACCGAACCGUUGUCUACACCUCCCUGGCGUUCACCGCUUCGCUGUUCAUCUUGAUGGUGAUCCUGUGGCUGGUGCGGCGUUUCUACGAAGACGGUCGUCCUCGCAUCACCAAGCGCUUCAAGGUGACAAACCAUACGCAGAUGACUUCCCGGCCGGCAACGCAGUGUGAGAUUACCAUCGAAAAUUGCUGCAACAUGAACGUGUGCGAAACGCCUUGCUUCGAUACAAAGCUGCUGCAGAAAUCGAAAGCCGACGACAAACAGUACCUGCUGGACGAUAUCGAGAGCCUGGCCGGAUCUUACCGGAAGCUUCCGAGCGGCAGUUGUACCUCGGGCGGGAAAAACUAACCCCUCACAUCGAAACACAUUGUAUUGUGGCGAGACGAGACUGAAGCACCUGUGUUGUGGAGGUGUGUCAUGAUCAUACCUGAUUUACUACUCAGAUGCAAAACCUGCAACAACAACAAAACCUCCUUUCGAGCGGCAGCUGUAAAAGUGCGAUUAUUAUUGAGAAUACUUAAGACACGGAAUGACUUAAUCGUUACAACGAUGGGCGUUGAUAAUGAUGAAACCGAACCACUGAAAUCUCUCCAGACUAGCGAAAUAGUAUAGAUAAAAUAGUAGCGGGAAAGUAAAUUAUGUGCUUAAUUAUAGAUUAGGUAGUAUUACCAAAACAAUUUGCUUCAAAGAUGCGCCAGACUUUCGGUCAAAGUCUGAUAUAUUAGUUUGUUGAGCAAUUUUCUUAUUUUUUAAAUUUUGUUUAUGUGCUCGAAAAUUUAAUUUUAAUGUUCAAAAAAUUAAAGCAUGUGGAAGAAUUUAAGCCAAAAUUGAAGUUAUAUUCCGUUGGAUCGUUCAAUUAUAUUAUAAGUUUUGUAAUCAUACAACAGCAAAAGAACGAAAUCAUUAUAACUUUAUUAACUUUGUUUUGGCCAAGCUCUAAAUCCAAUGCGUUACUUUUUUCAGGAUCAACAUAUUUAAAAUUUCAAGCUUUAUUCGUUUAUUUGCGAGGAAACGUCUCAAGCCUAACGAUGCAGCCUUCAGCCUUCCUAAGAAGUCCUUUCAUGUACCCAGAAGGUUGUAUUUUUACGAGCCUGUUAAAUUCAAAUUUUGCCAUCAACUUUGAAAAAUAAACUCAUUCAUAUUUAUGUUAUACUUAUUAUUUUAGCUUAAUCAUAUCAAACCUUUGAUUUCAUGUUUCUUUUCGUUUUUUCUUAAGGUUCCUAUUUAGUUAAAUUUUCUUGAAUAGCCAUAUGAUUAAAAGCCGGUCAUACAAAUUUAAGCUCAAGUUUGUAGCUUCUUUUUGUUGUUAAUUUGCGCUUGAAACGCCUCAUUCAAUGCCUGUAAACGCCAUUUGAUUGAACCUUAUUUCUUAAAUAAUUUCGGUUCCAUUGCAAUCCACAACGAUGGGGCUGCCGAGCUUUGGGAAAUACGCUCGCCCCAUUGCUAAGCUUAAAAAAAAUCAUAAACCUACACUUAAAACACAACAACAACAAUAAGGCUGAAGCCGAACCAGUACUUUAAAUAGGUUAACAAAUUGAAGCGAAAAAAUGUAAAUGCAGCACAAACGGUGAAAGACUAUACUCUUAAUAUCCACAUAAGAAAUGUGAUAUUAAAAUAGGUUUUUAACACGCAGCAACUAAAAUAGUUCAUCGAAUGAAAUCGAUUGCUGUUACACGUGUACGAUUGAAUAGUAGUAGAAAUUUCGUAGUUUAUUUUAUAAAUGAAAUAUGUACGAUGUACAUGGAUUAGUUA